Molecule: messenger RNA, 1994 nt
Organism: Vombatus ursinus (common wombat)
Lineage: Eukaryota; Metazoa; Chordata; Mammalia; Diprotodontia; Vombatidae
Gene: FBXO22
Product: F-box protein 22
Exons: 7
Coding region: 22-1212 (396 amino acids)
Biological process (GO): regulation of skeletal muscle fiber development; positive regulation of proteasomal ubiquitin-dependent protein catabolic process; protein polyubiquitination
Molecular function (GO): protein binding
Source: RefSeq, a predicted model, not a curated record
GCCGGCAGCAGGGAGGCAGCGAUGGAGCCGGCGGGGAGCGGCGGCUCCUCCUCCGUGGACUCUCAGGCCGCCUUCGUGCUGAGCAACCUGGCCGAGGUGGUGGAGCGCGUCCUCGCCUUUCUGCCCACCAAGGCGCUGCUGCGGGUGGCCGGUGUGUCCCGGUUAUGGAAAGAAUGUGUGCGCCGAACCUUGAGGACCCAGCAGAGCGUGGCCUGGAUCUCCACAAUGGAGCCUGGGCCCCCAGAGAUGCACUCGCUGGUCCAAGUGUUAGCCAAGGAGCUUGAGAAGGUUCAUGCAUUGCCACAGACUGUCCUCUACAUGGCUGAUGAGGAUACUUUCGUUGGAGAGGAGGAUGGCCAUGGACACAAGAAAGCACGAAAGAGAAAUCCCCAGGAAAUUGCACGUGCCAUUGAGAAGUUGUUUCCAAAACGUUGCCAUGUCCUCGGGGUUAUAACCCCAGGAGUCAUAGUAACUCCAAUGGGAUCAGGUAGCAAUCGACCUCAAGAAAUAGAAGAUGGAGAAGCUGGCUUUGCAAUAUUGUUCCCCAAAAUUGAUGGAGUAAAAAUUGAGACUUUUCAUUUUCUGAAGGAUCUGAGAAAAUGUAUCCAUGAAAGCAAACUAAUUGAAGCUGGUCUUAAAAACAAUCCUGAACUUAGAGUGGUCCUUAUUUUUGGCUACAAUUCUUGGAAGAUAGGAGCUGCUGGAUUUCUUCAAAAAGUAGUCAACAUUCUCAAUGAGAAGAGCGUUAUGCUGGCUGGUGGCCAGGUAGACCGCUUGACCUCACUGACAUCAGAGAGUAACCCCCCCACCAACGAAGCUUGUGGUGUAGUUGGCCUCUCCUUCAGUGGCCCACAGAUCCAGAGCGCGUCUGUUCUGCUGAACCAGGAUGUGAAUGAUGAGAAGACUGCCGAGGCGGCCAUGCAGCGCCUCAAAGCUGCCAACAUCCCUGAGUACAACACGUUUGGCUUCAUGUUCGCCUGUGUGGGCCGAGGCUUCCAGUACUACCGGACCCGCCGGAACGUGGAGGCAGACGCCUUCCGGAAGUUCUUCCCGACCGUCCCCUUAUUUGGCUUCUUUGGAAACGGAGAAAUAGGGUGUGAUCGAAUAGUCACGGGGAACUUCAUCCUGAGGGAGUGUAAUGAGGUCGAGGAUAUUUUGCUCCAUAGCUACACCACUGUCAUGAUUCUCAUCCACCUCGGCCCCACCAAGUGAGGCGCUUGCGCUUCAGGGGUGCCUACAGCCCACCAUCCCCCAAAACCUGGGGGCAUGUACAUAUUUCAGAUGAAAGUACCUUUAGAAGUAUCUGUUUUAUAACUUUGUUUAAUGCUCUCAAGAUAAUGUUGGAAUAGGUCUAACAAUGUCAAGUGAAGGAGAACUUGUGUGUAAGAUAAUACUGUGUGGAGGUCGUCACUGGGUCAGCUUGGGGGAGAUAGAGGGCAAGUGCCCGGGGUGAUGGGUGACUGCCCCUUACCUGUGGUGAGAGGGGAGAGCCCUGGAUUGGAGUCCACCCCCUCCCCCCACUGCCACGUAGUAGCUGUGUGCAGAACCUUUCUGAGCCUCAGUUUCCUCAUCUGCAUAAUGGAGAGAACACUUGCACUGCCUAACUCACAGGGUUGUUGUGAGGCUAAAAUGGAAUGUGUGUAAAGCGCUUUGUAAACCUGAAAGUGCUGCAGAACUGUGUAAGUGAUUGUUGUCAGAUAAUGAUCAUCUUGGGGCCAUAAUCAUGCAGUUUUUUGUUUUCUUCAAAAACAUAUACAACAUUGGUCUGUUGUCUCCUUAAGGGAGACCUUUUCUCAACUGCAUCUGUUUUUCAGACACUUUAAUAAAGUUAUUACAUUAUUUUUACUCAUUGCAUAAAAGUUAAAAUAAAAUAUUUUGUGGUGGUAGUUGGUCCAUUGAAAUUAUUCAGUCUGAAGAACAAAUUUGCAAGACUAAUCAGCAGUAUUACUUUAUACAUGAAAGCUAUUCCUUUCCAUUUGUCAAUAAAGAAAACA